CGCCGCCGGGAGGGUAAGGGUAAAAGAAAAAGAAGCGGCAAACAAUUCUAACAUUCUACACUCUACUCUUGAGCUCGAGCUAUCUAUCCCUUCCUUUCUGUUUUCCAUCAAUGGUGAUCGGCACUUCUUCGAGGGUUUUCAACGGCAGCAGCCAUCUCUCGUCGUUGGCUCCACCGACAUCUCCGGGACACCGAAAACCAAGUUCGAUUUUCCCUUCGAAUGCUUUCCUCCGCUUCUCUUCUCCCUCUCCUCGCCGAUAUUGCUCUUGCAGCAUCUCUGAGCCGAAGAUGAGGAAAGACGACGCCCGAGUGUUCGAGCUCUCGAAUUUGACGGCCUUGUCGCCGUUGGACGGGCGGUACUGGAGUAAAGUGAAGGACUUGUCUCCAUACAUGAGCGAAUAUGGUCUCAUAUACUACCGCGUACUUGUUGAGAUUAAAUGGUUGCUGAAGCUUUCACAGAUUCCUGAAAUCUCGGAGGUCCCUGAGUUUAGCCAGGAUGCUCACUCGUUUUUGGAAGCAGUGAUCGAUGGGUUUAGUGUGGACGAUGCUAUGCAAGUUAAAAACAUCGAGAGAACGACCAACCAUGAUGUGAAAGCUGUGGAGUACUUCUUAAAGGAGAAAUGUGGAUCACAUCCUGAGAUUGCUAAGGUGUCAGAGUUUUUCCACUUUGCUUGCACCUCGGAGGAUAUAAACAAUCUUGCACAUGGAUUGAUGCUGAAAGAGGCAUUAAGUGGUGUCAUUUACCCUGCCAUGGACGAAUUGAUCAAAGAGAUAUCUAGCAUGGCUGAACGAUAUGCUUCGAUUCCUAUGCUUUCUCGCACUCAUGGACAGCCAGCGUCACCAACAACAUUGGGAAAGGAAAUGGCUGUGUUUGCUGCUCGGUUGAGCGAUCAAAGGCAAGAAAUUUCUCAAGUUAAGAUAAAAGGAAAGUUUGCUGGUGCAGUUGGAAACUACAAUGCUCAUAUUAGUGCAUAUCCCGACAUUGACUGGCCUCAGAUUUCCAAAGAGUUUGUUGAAUCUCUUGGGUUGUUUUUCAAUCCAUAUGUUACUCAGAUUGAGCCACAUGAUUAUAUGGCUAGGCUUUUCUAUGGAAUCACUUUGUUCAAUACAAUAUUGAUUGGUUUUGAUAGGGAUAUCUGGGGGUAUAUAUCCAACGUAUACUUCAAGCAGAUAACAAAAGCUGGUGAGAUUGGGUCGUCAACUAUGCCUCACAAAGUAAACCCCAUUGACUUUGAAAACAGCGAAGGUAAUCUUGGGAAAGCUAAUGGAAACUUAUCUCAUCUAAGUGAGAAGUUGCCCAUUUCACGUUUUCAGCGGGACUUGACCGAUUCAACUGUUCUGAGAAACAUGGGUGAAGGCCUGGGACAUUCUCUUUUGGCCUACAAGAGUACAUUGCAGGGUAUUGGAAAACUUCAGGUUAAUGAAGCUCGUUUGGCUAGGGACUUGGACCAGUGGUGGGAGGUGCUUGCAGAACCCAUACAGACAGUGAUGCGACGAUAUGGUGUACCAGAGCCAUACGAGAAGCUGAAAGAGCUGACAAGGGGAAGAGAUGUUACGAAGGAUAGCAUAAGAGAGUUCAUCGAAGGCCUGGAGCUGCCUGAAGAAGCUAAAUCGUACCUGCUGGAGUUGACACCCCACAACUACAUUGGAGCAGCUGCCGAACUGGCCAGGACUGUUGGUCUUCCUGACAAUGUGGCUGACCCUGAAGUGGAAACGCAUCAUAUAGACCAGCGAAAACGUAAAUAUGGAGAUUUCCAAUCUAGAAUGGAGACUGGUAUAGCUUACUGUGGUCGUGGGGUAUCCAUGCCUUCACAGCAUUCGAAAUCUUUGGUCUCUCCUUCAUCCAUCUCCCCUUCCUUCAGCUCCAGGAGCCUGAAGUCAAGCUCACUGUUUGGAGAAGCUUUGAAGUUGGUUCCAAGAUCAUCAUCAUCAUUUAAGGUUUCCAAGGCAAAGAGCACUUCUCUUAUCACCAGAAGUGAGAUUGGUGAUAGUCUGGAAGAGUUUUUGAAGAAGGCAACAACAGACAAGGGACUGAUGAGGGUACUGACUUGCAUGGGAGAGGCAAUAAGGACAAUUGGAUACAAAGUUAGGACUGCUUCUUGUGGAGGAACUGCCUGUGUCAACUCCUUUGGAGAUGAGCAGCUUGCUGUUGAUAUGCUUGCUGACAAGUUGCUCUUUGAGGCCUUGGAGCACUCUCACUUCUGUAAAUAUGCUUGCUCUGAGGAAGUCCCUGAGCUUCAAGACAUGGGAGGACCUGUUGAAGGUGGGUUCAGUGUUGCCUUUGAUCCACUGGAUGGAUCCAGCAUUGUGGACACCAAUUUUGCAGUUGGCACCAUCUUUGGAGUGUGGCCAGGAGAUAAGCUAACUGGGGUUACAGGAGGAGAUCAAGUGGCUGCCGCCAUGGGGGUUUAUGGUCCUCGAACUACAUAUGUUCUUGCAAUCAAGGGUUUCCCUGGCACUCAUGAGUUCCUCCUUCUGGAUGAAGGAAAAUGGCAGCAUGUGAAGGAGACCACCGAUAUCGGUGAAGGCAAACUAUUCUCACCUGGCAACUUGAGAGCAACAUUUGACAAUCCUGAUUAUGACAAGCUGAUCAACUACUAUGUCAAGGAGAAGUACACCUUGAGAUACACAGGAGGAAUGGUGCCGGAUGUUAAUCAGAUCAUUGUGAAAGAAAAGGGCAUCUUCACCAACGUCAUAUCGCCAACUACCAAGGCGAAGCUGAGGUUGCUGUUCGAGGUAGCUCCACUAGGGCUCUUGAUUGAGAAUGCUGGAGGUUACAGUAGCGACGGCCACCAAUCUAUUCUAGACAAGGAGAUCAAGGAACUCGAUGAAAGAACUCAAGUUGCUUACGGGUCCAAAGAGGAGAUAAUCCGGUUUGAAGAAACUCUAUACGGGAAGUCGAGGCUCAAGGAGGCUGGUGGUGUACCUGUUGGAGCUGCUGCUUAAAACAUUCCAAUACCACUGCUAGCUGCUCCUGCUUUGUCGAGCAAGAAAUUUUAAACUAUCUUGUACACAACUUGUCUCAAUAACUAGCAUAUCAGCCAGAUCCCAUGUCGCAGAUGGAACUGAAAGUCUGAAAAUGGUUUCACAUAUGAUGGAUGUGUAAUGCAGUAAUGAUCUGGUAUUUUGUCCUUCUGCUAUGAUUCAUUGG
Molecule: messenger RNA, 3150 nt
Organism: Linum tenue
Lineage: Eukaryota; Viridiplantae; Streptophyta; Magnoliopsida; Malpighiales; Linaceae
Source: the annotation of a GenBank genome assembly